This is a messenger RNA of Prunus dulcis (almond), 2358 nucleotides long. RefSeq names its product growth-regulating factor 1. Gene Ontology annotation, biological process: developmental process; regulation of DNA-templated transcription; DNA-templated transcription. Gene Ontology annotation, molecular function: ATP binding. NCBI's taxonomy places the organism in Eukaryota, Viridiplantae, Streptophyta, Magnoliopsida, Rosales, Rosaceae. Bases 260 to 2098 code for a protein of 612 amino acids. Gene Ontology annotation, cellular component: nucleus. The transcript has 4 exons. The record is from RefSeq and is a predicted model, not a curated record.
UUGGUACUAGCUAGCUUGGUGUGCUCCCCUGUUUCAUCUCUCUCUCACUCUGUCUCUCUCUCUCUCUGUCUCUCUCUCCAAUUAUUAUUAUUUUUUACUUCUCAAAGACCACUCCUUUUUAAAAAUCAGCUCUCUCUCAGCAGUAGAAAAACCCACCCUCAAGAUGCGCCUCUCUUUCUCUCUCAUCCAACUCUUUGAAGCUUCGUUUUGGUCUUCCUGCUCAUGAACUCAAUAUCUGGAGAUUGGUGGAGUGUCCAGAAUGGAUUUUGGGGGGAUGGGUUUGGGGGGUUUGGUGGGCCCUGAAGGUGGAGCAACAGGAGCAGCUCAUUCUCUGGCCUCAGACCCUGAGACCAAACCAAAGGGUCAUGCUCCAAAUGUUCCUCAUGGAUCUGGCUCUGUCAAGCAGCAAAGAUCUUGGCCUGCUGAAGAUGACUGGAGGACCUCAAAAAUGCCCAAAAAUGAUUACUUGCCUGCUCCCAAGACAAUGCCAUUACAAUAUCAGGGCACUCCUCUGCUGAGAUCUAAUUCUCUGCUUCCUGCUGAUACUCACAGACAGGAGCAGAUGCUCAGCUUUUCUAACAACAAAUCAGAAGUCACUUUUCUCAGCAAAGAUGGAAUGUUGGAGAGAACCAUCCAAGGCCCAGACUUUGCCUACUACCAGCGCACCCCAGCUCUCACUCCCUCUGCUUAUACUAGGAAUGCAGCAGCUUAUGGUUCUGGAAGCAUAAAUCCGAGCAUGCAUGGGCCUUUUGCUGGGGUUAGAGGACCAUUUACUCCGUCUCAGUGGAUUGAGCUAGAGCACCAGGCCUUGAUCUACAAGUACAUGACUUCAAAUGUGCCUGUGCCAUCUAAUUUACUGAUACCUCUCAAGAAAUCCCUCUAUCCUUAUGGCUUGUCGGGUUCUACAGGAAAUUUAGCUCCCAACUCAUUAGCGUGGGGCUCUUACCAUCUGGGAUUUUCUGGCAACACUGAUCCUGAACCUGGGAGGUGUCGUCGAACGGAUGGGAAGAAAUGGCGGUGCUCAAGAGAUGCUGUUGCAGACCAGAAGUAUUGUGAAAGGCACAUAAACAGGGGCCGCCAUCGUUCAAGAAAGCCUGUGGAAGGCCAGCCUGGCCAGGCCGCCUCUGGGACCAGUAAUUCAAAGGGGGUGCCCAUGACUUCGUCUACGCCAACGCCGGUGAUGCCAAGCACCGGCACAUCCAAUAAUGUCGCAACCAUGCAGAACCAGUUCAAAAGUUUGCAGCCUGCUGGUGCUGCCAAUCCUUCAGCAGAUGCCUUUGUCAACAGGAUGCAAGAUCCUCGGGGCCUUUCUGUGAUGUCUGCUUCUACCAUCAAGCCGAAAGCCAGUGAUUCGAGGUUUAACAUGCCGAAACAAGAAAUCCCAGUGGAAGAAUCUUCUCAAUCAGAGUUUGGACUUGUUUCUACUGAUUCACUUCUCAACCCUUCACAUAGGAACUCUUACAUUUCUAAAGACUUUGGUGGUUCUUUCCUAGAUUUCAGUGAUCAGGAAGCCCAAGACCAACAUCCGCUUCGGCAGUUCAUUGAUGAUUGGCCUAAGGACCAGUCCAGUCACUCGGUCAGUACUUGGCCUGAUGAAAUAAAAUCAGACUGGACUCAGCUCUCAAUGUCAAUCCCUAUGACAUCCUCGGAGUUCUCAUCGUCCUCUUCCUCACCCACGCAAGAGAAACGUGCACUCUCACCAUUGAGGCUAUCCAGAGAGUUUGAGCCAGCCCAAAUGAAUUUGGGAGCGAGCAAUGAGCUUAGUGAAUCAAGCCAGAAGACAAAUUGGAUACCUAUCUCUUAUGGAAAUUCAAUGGGGGGUCCUUUAGGAGAGGUCCUGACCAACACCACUAGCAGUGGCAAGAUGUGCAAUAACUCAGUAUCGCCGCUUAACCUCAUAAAUGAAGGGUGGGACGGCAGCCCUCAGUUGGGAUCCUCCCCAACCGGUGUCUUGCAGAAGUCAACUUUCUGUUCGCUUUCAAACAGUAGUUCAGGGAGCAGCCCAAGAGGUGAGAACAAGAAGAAUCUUGAUGGGGCAAGCAUAUAUGAUGAUGUGCUAGGUUCAACCUUUGCAAGUUCCUCAGUUCCAUCCCUGUAAAAUUGGCAAGCUCCAAACUGGAGGAGAGACUAGACAUGAACUUGGCAUAACCAUUUGUGAUCUUUUUUAAUUUCUCUCUUUUCUUGUUUCCUUAUCCUUUGUUCAUUUUCUUCUUCUUCUUCUUCCUGGGUUUACAAACUAGAGACAUGGUGAUCCUAAUUUGCAUAGGUGUUGGCCACUUUGGCUAGUGUGGAUUUGUGGGUAUCCAUAGUUCUUUCUUUAUGAAUUUUAUAAGUAAUUUAUGCUUUGUUAAUAUGUCA